This is a messenger RNA of Leptidea sinapis, 3992 nucleotides long. RefSeq lists its product as uncharacterized. Gene Ontology annotation, biological process: phosphatidylinositol phosphate biosynthetic process; intracellular signal transduction. NCBI's taxonomy places the organism in Eukaryota, Metazoa, Arthropoda, Insecta, Lepidoptera, Pieridae. Gene Ontology annotation, cellular component: phosphatidylinositol 3-kinase complex. Gene Ontology annotation, molecular function: 1-phosphatidylinositol-3-kinase regulator activity. Bases 157 to 2193 code for a protein of 678 amino acids. The record is from RefSeq and is a predicted model, not a curated record. The transcript has 6 exons.
AACCUCAAUACUUAUACAAGUUUUUAUGACAUUUUUAAUGUUGGUUUUUGUAGUAGAAACGUAUUUAAUUUUGGGCCUUUUUAUGAAAGAUGUAAUAUUUUACGCCAAAUAUAUAUAUUGGUCAAAUUGCUUUAGAAUAUAACGAAUUCUGGGGCGAUGGAGUCACCGCCUUCAUAUUCAACACAUUCAGAAGUGCCUCCUUUGAGUGAAGACAGUGGCUUGCUUAUUACUAGUGGUUCUCUUUCAAGUGAUUCAGCAAGUGGAUGGCAUCAUAUCGCGUCUGAGUUACAAGAGAGCGACUUUGAUGAGCAGUCGCUAUGCGAUUCUUCCGACUCUUCCGAGCGCAUCGGCGGCGAUUUCUUCAACACCGUUAAAAAAGGACCCGGUAAAGUUAUCGUUGCUGCCAUAGAACCGCCCCCGGAAUUUCAGGAUAACCCAGUCCCAGCAAGCGUAGAAAUGAGUACUACGUUUAUUGAGACCAAGAUAAAACCUUUGGCUGUGUGCGUGCCUCCAUCAAUUAUAUGUACUAACGAUAAUAAUAUUAGUAAACCGAAAACUACGAGCUUAAUUUUACCCGUGACAGCUGGUCACAUAUCGCCUAUUUAUCCAAGAAAGUUGAAACCGGAAUCACUAUACGAACGCCGCCAAUGCCUUAACCAUCGCUUCGCCAGUCCGAGAUUACUUCACCUAAGCCCGUGUCGCGCCACUCGACCAUCGUCUCGAAACUCCUUAUCAUCCCGCCUAUCCAGUAGUCAUAACUCUCUUGUAACACAGUUUCAAGCCGACGAUUCUAAUUUUAUAACUCAGGCUAUCUCUCAUGACACUCUGUCUGCAAAAACAUCCGACAUCACAGACAUGUACAAUGUCCCUUUCGAUAGCGACAUAUACGCUGUUCCUAUUGAUAUGAUAAGACCUAGUCAAACUAAUAGAGGGAAAAGUAGGAGAUCGCAGAGACCUUACAGAAGGCGCUGCAAAACUACAACUCCUAAUAUACCAUCGAGCAACUUAUCCACCGAUAGAAGCUAUAAGCCAAAGGAUGUUCGAUUUAAGGACAUAAAGUCUAAAAGGCACUCGUUACCUAGUUCAUCCUGUAAGAAGAAAGUGUCAACGGAUACCAGUACUGAUUCUCUACAUUUAACAUUAAGGGAAAUGAGAAAGUACUUGCAUACUUUGUAUUCAAGUUCGAGUGAUUCAGAAUGCAGGAACACAUUACACAAAAAGAACAAUUCUAUUAUCACAAACGUUGGUAUUCACACAAGAAGUGGAUACAAAGAACCUGUGACACCUAUGUUCUUGAAGCAGAGUAACGAAGUAUCGAAAGCUGUAGAGACGAACAAUAACCAUAAGAAAAUGAAUAAGAAUUCAAUUGAGAUUAACGCCAGUACUAUAAAUAAAAAGAGUAAGGAGACCAAAGAGAGUGUUAUUGAGAAUGAGCCGAAAAAGAAAGGAAGUCAGGACACGAAGGUGAAGAUGUCGUCCGUCAGAUUGCUCUCGCUGAAUUUGAAGCAAAGUUUCUGCAAUUUGUUUCGUUGGAGACGUCCAAGUGAAACCGAUUGUGUGGAGAAGUUAGGUCAUGAGACUCCACCGCCUGUAGUGAGGAGAGCGCUGCCGCCGCUACCUCAGUCCCCACAUCCGACGAACUCUCGCCGUUCAGCAAACGACGACGAAACUGUCAUGGAUUUUGCUACUUCUAUCCAAAAAGUGAAAGAUUGUGGGUGGUACUGGGGUCCGAUAUCGGUGGAAGCCGCUGAGAAGAUACUAUCCAAUGAGCCCGACGGCUCCUUCAUUGUUCGUGACAGCAGUGACGAUCACUAUAUAUUCACCCUCACCUUCAAAUUGAACGGCAUCAGGCAUGUCCGCAUCGAACAUGAUCAAGGGCAUUUCUCAUUCGGUGGUUGUACAAUGUUCAAAGCCCAGACUAUCGUGGAAUUCAUCGAGAACGCGGUGGAAACCUCAAGAAGCGGCCGUUACCUUUUCUUUCUGAACUUGCGGCCGAUGCUUGGUCCUGUGAGGGUGCAGCUACUCUACCCGGUCUCUAGAUUCAAAAGGGCGCAAAGCUUGCAACACUUGUGCAGGUUUGUGAUAUUGAAAAACGUACGCCGUGACUUAGUAAGCAGCCUUCCAUUGCCUCGACGACUACUCGACUACUUAAACGCGACACACUACUACUCAGAACAUUUAUCUGAUCUGUAAUUAAGUUAGAAGAUCGGGCGCCUCAUUACUUCCUAUAAGUUUUAUCAUAUUUUAUGAAGCUUUCGUAUACAUAAUACUAAAUUGAUGAAAAAUUUAUCAAUUCUGACAUUCUAUCACUCUUGUAUCUGUAUAUAUUUUCCAUUACUAUAUCAUAAUGUAAUAAAUUACUUAGUUUUUAGUUAGAUAAUGGUUGGACCUUAAAAUAUUAAGUUUACAGUCAUUAUUCGUUGAUAUUUUCGUUUUUUACAUUUAUACCUAUCAUCUAAACUAUUUUCCAGAGCGCUGGGCCUUGAACACCGUUUUCCUUUCUAUACGAAGCUUUAUCCUUUCGGCCUCAGAGAUCUUAAUCUCUGGAGCUAUUGUCGUUCAUCCUAUCUGUAUCUGAAGCAUCCACGCAUGCCGUUGUCUUUUCUAGUCAGGCUGCAUAUAUAUUUGUUACUAGAAUUGGUAAUUAAGUGCUAAAAAGGUAACUUAAUAUCAUUAGAUCGUUCGUAGCCAUUGUAUAUAUACUAUUUCCUAAGUCUAAAUUUUAGUAAAACUUAAUUCGUAUCUCCAAAUUUAUGAAUCGUAUGUUUAUCGACGAUAUAUGGAAAAGUAUGUAUUAAUUGUUUCCCCGGUCUCCUUCGGAUAAUUUUUCUGUGAUAUUAAUUUCGCAGAAGUUAACUAGCGCGUUCCAAUUAAUUUCGCUCACCAUUAAGCGCAUACCAAUUCUAGUGGAAACAGAUCUCGUACUAGCGAUAUAACUUCCAAUGAUUUACCAAGUCAUGCAUAAAUUAUUACGGUCAAUUAAUGGAUUGGUUUAAUGCACUUGGUUUUCGCGUACAUGUUAAUUUGACUGUAUUUAUUGAUAUGCGUAAGUUUUAUCAAUUAUUUAAUUUAUAUGUUGUGAUCAGACUAAUAAAUGAUUGACGGAGAACGGAUUGUUUUUGUAACUUCGUUAAUUAUUAUUAAAUAUUUUCUACAAUUUAAGUAGCUGUUUUUUGUGAUUGUCGUCUCAUUACAUAAUUAAUAGUAUAAUUGUUAAUAUUAUUUAGGUACUUACUUUUGAUCUUGAUAAUGAUUAUUAUUAAUAAUUAAUUUUUAAAUGAAAUCAAUUUCAAUAUGACGAAUUCUACUUCAUUUACAAAUUAGAACAUAAACAUAAAAUUCGAGUCAAUAACCAUAUGGAUAGGUAGGUAGAUACAUAUCGAUUUCCCGUUAUUUGAGUUAAACAAGUGUAUUGAAGCCAAUCAAAAUUAAUUAUGUAAUGAAAGUGUGUUAUUGUUUACAUUACAACAAAUUUUUCAGAAAUAACGUUAGUGAUUCAAUGUCUCGUAAUUUUACGUUUUUUGAAAUGCUUUUGGAUAAUUUAGCUAUAAACAUAUCAAUUAAAUAGCAUUAACAGCUUGCAAAGCACUGCUGUUGUUAAAUAAUUAAAGGUUAAGGGGUCAUUCGCUUUACUAAUGGUCAGUAAAAUGUAAAGGCGAACAUAACAAGAACUGAACAAAGUUAGUGUUCAGUGUUGAAAAAAAUCUUUUAAGAAGCACGCAUCCUUUUUGUGUCACAUCAGACAGGAAACUUGCUCUUGCAAACUUUUUUAAAGACAACUUUCACACACGCUUUAACAACUGUCGUUUAUUUUAACGUACGACUGCAUGCUGUUUGUAAAGCUGACUCUCAAACCCCUAGAAUAGUUUCAGAAUAUUAUUUAUUGUGAUUAUUAGUUUGUAUAUUUCUAAAACUCUACAGUGUUACUAAAAAUGCAUUAGUUUCAAUCUAACCAAAGAUGUAAUGUAGAUGAUUAAAUUAAUAAAUUAUUA